This is a messenger RNA of Chiloscyllium plagiosum (whitespotted bambooshark), 766 nucleotides long. The record is from RefSeq and is a predicted model, not a curated record. Lineage: Eukaryota; Metazoa; Chordata; Chondrichthyes; Orectolobiformes; Hemiscylliidae.
CCCAGGCUAAAGCAGCCGGCACUGGCUAAACGUGCUGGCCAUCCGGUGCUGCCCAGGUUUAACAGGGAGCCCAGGCUGAGACCCCAGUGACAAACCAGGGAACUUUGUCAAACUCCCUGCCAGUCCCGGGGAACCCCAUUCCUGGAACCUGCAUCUCAACUUUUACAAUCACGACUCGGAAAGGCAUGUUUUACUGAACACCCCCCGAGAGACAGGCACCCCCAGCGAGUGCACAGCAAGAUCCCAGCCCCGAAAUAAGUGUCGCCUCGGAGAAAGAGAGGAGCGAGAUCUUAAAGCAGCACCUCCCCAGCUCCAGAGAGAGAGGGAGAGGGAGAGGGAGCCUGCGGAUCCAGGAGUGAUGAAGUCCAGUCUGUCCGCCUGCAGUUCAGGAGCCGGCUCGGAGCUUGCGGACCUGCCCAGGCCCGGGACUGACCGGGUACAGAGCUGUGUCCGCCGGCGAAUGGCGGCCAACGCCCGGGAGAGGAGGCGCAUGCAGGGUCUGAACAACGCCUUCGACCGGCUCCGGAAAGUAGUGCCCCAGUGGGGCCAGGACAAGAAACUCUCCAAAUACGAGACCUUACAGAUGGCCCUGAGCUACAUCGUGGCGCUGACCCGCAUUCUGAGUGAGGACAGGCGCUGGCUCCACGUCCAGUGUGGACACAUUCCCGGAGGGGAGACCUACCUGGGCCAGGCAGCCGACCAGGAGGACUGUUACACAGGCAGAAUCUUCCCUUUCAAUCACCAGGGUUUCCGUGUCAUCAAUUAA